UCAGUCUCCAAUGUGGUGAUAACUCCCAACAACACAGACUUAGUGGAGUUCAACAGCUCUGUCAGUCUGUCCUGCUCCUCCUCUGGCUCCUCCCCCUUCUCUUACCACUGGCUGAAUGGCAGCUCUGAAGUCACAGCCAGUGAUGGAGUUCAGCUUGGUGAUGGGAACAGCACUCUCACCAUAACCAAUGUGACUCGGUAUAACCAGGGGCUGUUCAUGUGCGUAGUGUCCAACCCCGUCAGCUUUGACAAAGAGACACUAAUACUUUACAUCAGCUGUGAGUGUCUAACUCUUAAAUUAUUUGCAUGUUGAUUGAGCCACUUAGAUAAACUUUGAUAGUUAACUUUCAUGUAGUUUGUGUAGUCACCUCUUGACUUAGGUCCCCGGAAACAGCAUCUACUUAAAAAUAACAAGGCUUGAUGAAUAUGGUGCUUUUGGUUAAAGGAUUGGUUCACUAUUUAUUUACCAAAUCUCAAUUUUUUAUGUAAAUGGCAUGUUAUAGAAGGGUCCUGACACUUUUUUAGUGAUUUUACUUGGUUUUGAUAAACCAUCCUCACCCGCAAUAGGCUUCCUCAUUGCUCAUUUUGUAGUAUGGGUGCUACAGAAAAACAUGAACAUAGGCUCCAAAAACACCCAAAUACAUCCUUUUAGAAACAGCACUGCUCUCAGUAUAGUGAUGCAGGUCUUUAGAUAUUGUUCACGCAAAUUGUGUAAUUUUGAACUUUAUCCUCAACAUUUUUGUAACAGACGCAGGGAGUCAGGAAGCAGGUGCAGUUAGUUGAUAACAAAAUAGUGUUAUAUAAAGGUAUGUAAUCAAGGGAGUCCAGGUGUGAUUGAUGAUGAUGAGAUGCAGGUGUGCGUAAUGAUGUUUGCCAGGUGUGUGUAAAGAUGUGUUGCCAGGACCAUUGGUUAGUAGACCGGUGACGUUGAGCGCCGGAGCUGGGGAGCGGGAGUGGACGUGACAGUGGGAGUGGACGUGACAGUUAUAUUCCAUUUGGUGCGACUCGAGUGGUUUCCCCCUAACCAGCUGUGCUGCGCAGGCUACACGGACAAUCAACACAGCUGGUAGGGGGAAAUAGCUUGAGUCGCACAAAGUAGAAUAUAACGUUACGGAUAAAGUUAGAAAUUACACAAUUUCAUGUGUACAACACCCUUCUUUAGCAUGCAAUUUACAUCAAAAAUAGAGAUUUGUUUCAAAAUAUUGAACCAAUCCUUUAAGGCCAUGAAGAUGUUUUCCUUGCUUCAUAUACUGUAUCAUUAACACAUCAUGCUUUAAAAAGAUGUUCCCAUUCUGUGGCAUGUCUCAAUGGUCUUCAUGGGUCAUUUUAAAAUGUUUUGUCCCUAAGCUGUCAUCACUAUUGUGCAUGCUGCGUGACUGAUUGUGUGGUUGAUGGUGAUGGGAUACUGAAGCUAGAUACACACUAUUGAUAACAUGGACCCAUAGUAAUAAUAAAUGGUCCAAUGGGUCAUUAACAUGGUCUAGAAAGUAUCUGUUGGUCAACUUCCCCUCUUUAAUGGUGCCGUUUUUACAUGGACCAUUCAUUACAGAUGGUCCAGAAAACACAAGAAUGAAGGUGACCCCUCCAGAUGUACUGUAUGGCUCAGGGUCAGACCUCACUCUGUCCUGCUCCUCUGAGUCCAGUCCUCCUGCCCAGUUUCAGUGGGCUCUGAAUGGAACGCUGCUGUCCAAUAAGGGACCAGAACUCAGGCUGGAUAAUAUCCAGGCCAGUCAGAGCGGUAGCUACAGCUGCUGGGCCCAUAAUACCAGAACCCUGAGGUACCAGACACCUGAGCCCUCUGACAUCACUGUGCUGGGUAAGUGGUAGAGAGGAGAAGGAGACAGUCAUGGGUGGAAAGGGAAACUGGUUCUGGGGUGUCAUGGUGAAACUGACUGAAAUGCUUGAGGUUUGUGCUCAAGUCCUAUCCAAGAUGUUUGAGUACACCUUUUCCUUUUCCUUCCAUUUUGUAAAAGCGUUUGGACGGGACACCUUCUUCUGUAUGUAGCAGAGAAGGCCCUUUCAACAGAGAUGGUGUGUUUAACACAUGAGAAGAGAGCUCUGAGUGGCACAUUUGACAAAGCAGAUAGCAUUGGAUUAUUAGUUGAUACUGUAGUGUAUACCGUAUAUCACAGGAGGCUGCUGAGGGGAGGAUGGCUAAUAAUAAUGAUUGGAACGGAGCGAAUGGAAGGGCAUCAAACACCUGGAAACCAUGUGUUUGAUGUAUUUGAUACCAUUCCACUUUUUCCGCUCCAGCCAUUAUCCCAAGCCUGUACUACCCAAUUAAGCUGCCACCAACCUCCUGUGCUGUACACCCAAGCCACCCAACAUGAUUACCUUUAACCUUAAUUUUUUUUUAAAUAACUGUUUGACAAUAUAUUACAUAACGGGUUGUUUGGAUCCAGGAAGCUGAUUGGUUGAUAUACCAUUACGUAUUAAUCUUAUAAUUCCACUGUCCCCCCGCCCAGGAAGGAAAUUGAUAAACUUCAUCUGCCUUUUGAAAAAAGCAUCUACACAUAAUUUUUUCAUGCUACUAUUUGGUUUGCAACAGUUGGGGGUUGUACAAAUAUACCUGCCUGCCUCUACGACCUGUGCAACAAUAUAUCGUUUUACAAAUGCUGUAUCUCCAGUGGCAGUGGGGUAGCUAGAAUGAAUGUGAAACGAAUAAUUCACCAUGGAAACUGUAAACAAUCAGAAUUCCAUGAAUCCAUUAACCAGCACAGGGCGGCCUAUGUAGGCCUAUUGGAUUUUUAUUAAAUCAAGUAGCAGUGCGUGGGUAAAAUCACUGGGGUAGCCAAGCCAGAAAAAAAUGCCAUAUUACAACCUAUGUGUUGUGAUAAGUUCAUAUGCCUUGACACCGUGAUAUAUAGGCCUAAGGCUGAGACAAUAAGAAGACACACUGGCAGAAUAAAUUCAACCUCACAUUUGUUUAAUUACAAAACCGGAGAGCAACCUCUGUCCGGUGAAGUCCACAAAGCAUAUUGCAUGUAACAAACAGUUACAUGACCUACAGCAUGGUCAAGCAAGUUAAUGUUUCCGCCAUUUUCGGACUACUAAACAACUAUUGAUUUAGAACAGAGAGUUACCGCAAGUCCCAAAGAAAACAGGAGCUGCCUCCACUAUUCAGCACCAACUUCAACAUUUCAACAUCAUCAAAUCACCUAUGUUUAGUCUAAUACAGUGACAACUAAAAUAUACCAAAGACAAUUUAUUCCAAUCAACAUAAGCUAAAUAUGAUGUGGCUGUCAAUGGUUCUAUGUGUGUGUGCAUGUGUGCAUGCAAGUAGAAAAAACAUGUUGACUCACCCUACUUAUAGAGCAACGCCAAUGCCAUCCUCCUCUCUUUCAUGUUGACGAAACGUUCUAUGACACUGUCUUACAGUACACACUUUAAUUUUUUGUUGUCCUAGGCUACCUAGCUAAAAUGCUUGCUCGCUAGCCUAACUUCCUUUCAUGGGCAACUUUAGCUAGUUAACAAUAGCCUUCUACAUCUACUAUAGCUACAUAUUCCAUCCUCUCAGUCCAGGGGCACAAUGUAUGAAUUGGCCAGUAUAGAGAAUUAAGUAAAACCGACAAGUCCAGAUGCAAUAAUUCAAGUUUUUCUGUUAUUAUGAGAAAUAACAGAGAAAUUAUGUAUUUAUCUCGAUGCGAUGUGAAAGGAGUGAAGCCAAAUCUAAACUGGCUUCCCUUGACACUUUUUUUUGGUGCGCCAGGACCAUUCUCAGUUGAGCUCACUCAGAUUAGCUCAACGCUGAUUGGCUAUUAUUUUAUACUUUUUUAUCAAGGGAGGCCAAAUGCUUGUUGGCUUCCCUUGCAUUAAAUGCUACGAAUGGCAAACUGGCAAAUCGUCAAUACAGAACUAAGACUGAAUCCUACUACACCGGCUCUGACGCUCGUUGGAUGUGGCAGGGCUUGCAAUCUACAGUGCCUUCGGAAAGUAUUCAGACCCCUUGACUUUUUCCACAUUUUGUUAGCUUACAGCCUUAUUCUAAAAUUUAUAAACAUUGUUUUUGUCCCUCAACAAUCUACACACAAUACCCUAUAAUGACAAAGGAAAAACAGGUUUUUAGAGAUUAUAGCAAAAAAACAUUUACAUAAGUAUUCAGACAUUUACUCAGUACUUUGUUGAAGCAUAUUUGACAGUGAUUACAGCAUCGAGUCUUCUUGGGUAUGAAACUACAAGCUUGGCACACCUGUAUUUGAAGAGCUUCUCCCAUUCUUCUCUGCAGAUCCUCUCAAGCUCUUUCAGGUUGGAGGGGGAGCGUAGCUGCACAGCUAUUUUCAGGUCUCUCCAGAGAUGUUAGAUCGGGUUCAAGUCUGGGCUCUGACUUGGCCACUCAAAGACUUGUCCCGAAGCCACUCCUGCAUUGUCUUGGCUGUGUGCUUAGGGUUGUGGUCCUGUUGCAAGGUGAAUCUUCACCCCAGUCUGAGGUCCUGAGCACUCUGGAGCAGGUUUUCAUCAAGGAUCUCUCUGCACUUUGCUCUGUUCAUCUUUCCCUCCAUCCUGACUAGCCUCCCAGUCCCUGCCGCUGAAAAACAUCCCUACAGCAUGAAGCUGCAACCACCAUGCUUCACAGUAGGCAUGGUGCCAGGUUUCCUCCAGAUGUGACGCUUGGCAUUCAGGCCAAACAGUUCAUUCUUAGUUUCAUCAGACCGGAUAAUCUUGUUUCUCAUGGUCUGAGAGUCUUUAGGUGCCUUUUGGCAAACUCCAAGCGGGAUUUCAUCUGCCUUUUACUGAGCAGUGGCUUCCAUCUGGCCAAUCUACCAUAAACGCCUGAUUGGUAGAGAACUGCAGAGAUGGUUGUCUUCUGGAAGUUUCUUCCAUCUCCACAGAAUAACUCUAGAUCUCUUUCAGAAUGACCAUCAGGUUCUUGGUUACCUCCCAGACCAAGGCCAGCUUUAGGAAGAGUCUUGGUGGUUCGAAACUUCUUCCAUUUAAGAAUGAUAGAGGACACUGUGUUCUUGGGGACCUUCAAUGCUGCAGACAUUUCCUGUCACAAUCCUGUCUCGGAGCUCUACGGACAAUUCCUUCGACCUCAUGGCUUGGAUUUUGCUUUGACAUGCACUGUCCACUGUGGGACCUUAAAUAGACAGGUGUGUGCCUUUCCAAAUCAUGUCCAAUCAAUUUAAUUUACCACAGGUGUCCUCCAAUCAAGUUGAAGAAACAUCUCAAGGAUGAUCAAUGGAAACAGGAUGCACACCUGAGCUCAAUUUCGAGUCUCAUAGCAAAGGUUCUGAGAACGUACGUAAAUAAGGUAUUUCUGUUUAAGUAGGGCCGAACACGCCCCCAUUCACCAACAAACUAUCAUGGUCCAAACACACCAAGACAGUCGUGAAGAGUGCACAACAACGCCUUUUCCCCCUCAGGAGACUGAAACCAUUUGGCAUGGGUCCCCAGAUCCUCAAAACGUUAUACAGCUGCACCAUCGAGAGCAUCCUGACCAGUUGCAUCACCGCCUGGUAUGGCAACUGCUCGGUAUCCGAUCGUAAGGCGCUACAGAGGGUAGUGCGUAUGGCCCAGUACAUCACUGGGGCCAAGCGUCCUGCCAUCUAGGACCUGGAAGGCCCCAAAAAUUGUCAAAGACUCCAGUCAUCCAAGUCAUAGACUGUUCUCUCUGCAGCCGCACGGCAAAAGAGAUACCGGAGACAAGUUCUAGGUCAAAAAGGCUCCUUAAAAGCUUCUACUCCAAGCCAUUAGACUGUGAACAAUAAUAAAAGGCACCCGCGUACUAUUUGCAUUGACACAAUCUCCCCCCCCCCCCCCCCCCCCCCCCCCCCCCCCCCCCCACCCCCCCCGCCCCCCACCCCCCCCCCCCCCCCCCCCCCCCCCCCCCCCCCCCCCCCCCCCCCGCCCUUUGUUUUUACACUGCUACCCAUUUGCUGUUUAUGUCUAUGCAUAGUCUCUGUACCCCCGCACAUUGACUCGGUACGGUACCCCCUGCACAGAAUAUAGCCUCGUUAUUGUUAUUUUAUUGUGUUACUUUUUUAAACUUUAGUUUAUUUAGUAAAUAUUUUCUCCAAGACCUCAUGGCUUGGUUUUUGCUCUGACAUGCCCUGUCAACUGUGGAACCUUACAUAGACAGGUGUGUGCCUUUCCAAAAUUUACCACAGGUGGACACCAAUCAAGUUGUAGAAACAUCCCAAGGAUGAUAAAUAGAAACAGGAUGCACCUGAGCUCAUUUUCGAGUCUCAUAGCAUAGUGUCUGAAAGCUUAUGUAAAUAAGGUAUUUCAUUAUUUUAAUUUUUUUAUACAUUUGCAAACAUUUCUUAAAACCUGUUUUUGCUUUGUCAUUAUGGGGUAUUGUGUGUACAUUGCUGAGGAUUAUUAAAAAAAAAAUCCAUUUUAGAAUAAGGCUUUAACGUAACAAAAUGUGGAAAAAGUUAAGGGUUCUGAAUACUUUCCGAAGGCACUGUAGCCUAGAGAUCUCUGUUUUAAGCGUCAUGCUAAUGGCAAGGAAAGUUGGCAGGAGCACAGCGCAUUGUUAGGAUGCUGGAUUGCCCUAAAGUAAAUUGAUGUUUCGCCAAAAUUAUAUAAUUACUCCUGUCUAAAUAAAAUAAUUCAAAAUACUUCACCAGGGAUCAUGACUUAGCCACAGAGGAUCAUUAGCUUCUUAAAAAAAUUGCUUUGGAUUGUUUCAAAGCACAAGUGUGUAGGCCUAUGACUAUUUGGGAAGCCCGCAAUUUGGGUAGUGCACAUGGCAAUAGGCCUAUCUGACUGAGUUGUGGCUGUCAGUGAAAAGCGUCUAAAAUAUGUGUGAAGUUAAUGUGUCUUGAGUAUAAUUUAAAAUGUUGCAUCAAGAAGAAGGGGAGGGGUGUGUGGCGAAGAUAUGGUGCGUCUCUCUCCCGAAUGCAUGCUAAUGUAGGAAAGUGCCCAUUUGGCAAUGUCUUAUUUCUGAUUAUCUUAAUUCACCAUGUACACCACUAAUAAACUGAGCUUCUCAGUCAUUUUUUCUUCACCUCACACAAGUCAACGAAGUCAGUUUUUUUAACAUCCAUUGCGAAUGAUAGUUCCUCAAUAUUUGAAAGAUCUUUCCAACACUCCCGGCUUCGAUAAUCACCAAGCCUCGGUUUGAAAGAGCAAAAUAUCAUGAUCUGAUGAUCCCAUGUAUCCAGUGGAAAGGUCAUAAAAAGCAGCUGUCUGUCCCGAGCUCAAUGGCUCAGGAAACUCUGAGGGCACGGAAUAGGCUAGUUGAUACAAUGUUGCAAGUUCGCUAGUGACAGCUUCUGGCCGGACCCAGUGAUGAUUUGAUACAACAUUGCAUUUCACUAGCAAUAGCUCAAGUCAAGACAGAUAGAAAGGGAGGCAGACAGGCGGAGUAGAGAGAUGAAUGUGAUUGAAAGAACCAGAAUUUUAAUAAGGAUAUUUUCCACUGUUUUUAUUUGUCGGCUUUAGGCCUAUGUAUUUUACUUAGUUGACGAUUGAGGGAAGUUAUAGUCCUACUGCUGCAUUGGCCUAUAAACUAUCUCUGAGUUCUAUGCUCUCAUGCACUGUUGCAACAUUUCUUUAGCCGCCAAUGAAUCCCAGUGUAUCAAUGUGUCCAUAUGGCAGAGGAUGGUGCUCUCGCCAUUGUUGAAUUUUAACUUUUAGAUUUUUAUCAUUUAACUUCAGAUCUUUAUGAUUAACCAGUUGAAAAUGAUUUUGAGAUACAAAACGUUAUUAUUUAAAUGAAACUGUUCCACGAAAAUGAGCAUAUAAAAAUAAUCAUAACUGGCACGCAGAUGGUAGAAAUGGUAGGAUAAAUUAUAAACUUCCCCAAACUUGAAACCCGCGAGCCUGCCUAUGGUCUUUACUAUUACACCCAUUAACAAAACUGUCAACGUGCAAGCACGCACACACAUAGGAGGUCCUCUGAAAAAACGUGCCCGCCUAUGGAAAUCAAAGGCCCGUCCAACUGAUUCGUUCUGGCGCCGGCCCUGGUUGGAAUUGUAACUGUAGUCUGGACACUGACUGUAUUUCUCACAUGUAGGCUGUUGUAAUAUUAAGUUCUGCAGAAUUAAGUGUUCCUCGCAGUAAGAUUAAGAUGAAAACAUCAUGACUGGUUGUGUUUAUAUAUCAUCUACAUUAUAAUCUAGACUACAAUCUGUAUUAUCAAACCAACCUAUCUGAUUCAUAAUAUGACCAUUAUCCUUCACAGAACCAAUGUCACGUUCGCUUAAGGAGGAGGACCAAUGCGCAGCGUUGAAUGCGUACAUAUUAUUUAUUACACAGAUCACCCGAUCAAAACAACGAACGAAACGUGAAGUCCUUCGAUACACACAAUCCAAAAGGAACAAGAAACCACAACACAAAGUGAAAAGACCGAUAGUUAAAUAUGGCUCCCAAUCAGAGACAACCAGCUGACACUCGUUGCCUCUGAUUGGGAGUCACUCAGGCCAACAUAGAUCUACAAAACAUAGACUUACACACCCUGGCUCAACAUAACAUAGUCCCCAGAGCCAGGGCGUGACAGUACCCCCCCCCAAAGGCGCGGACUCCGGCCGCGCCAAACAACCACAACAGGGGAGGGACCGGGUGGGCACUCCGCCUCGGCGGCGGAUCCGGCUCCGGACAUGACCCAGGCACGGGUUGUGCUGGACUGACGACGCACACCCCUGGCUUGAUGCGUGGAGGAGGAACGGGCCGGACCGGGCUGACGAAGCGCACCCCUGACUUGGUGCGGGGAGCAGGAAUGAGCCGGACCGGGCUGACGACGCGCACCCCUGACCUGGUGCGGGGAGCUUGGAUGGGCCGGACUGGGCUGGCGACGCGCACCACAGACUUGGUGCGGAGAGCAGGCACGGGCCGGACAGGGCUGACGAAACGCACCAUAGACUUGGUGCGGAGAGCAGGCACGGGCCGUGCCGGACUGACGACGCACACCACUGGCUUGGUGCGGGAAGCUUGGAUGGGCCGGACUGGGCUGGCGACGCGCACCACAGACUUGGUGCGGAGAGCAGGCACGGGCCGUGCCGGACUGACGACGCACACCACUGGCUUGGUGCGGGAAGCUUGGAUGGGCCGGACUGGGCUGGUGACGCGCACCACAGACUUGGUGCGGAGAGCAGGAAUGGGCCGGACCGGGCUGGCGACGCGCACCACCGACUUGGUACGGAGAGCAGGAACGGGCCGGACAGGGCUGACGACGCGCACCACAGGCUCGGUGCGAGAGGCAGGAACAGGCCGAACCGUACUGGGGACACACGCCACUGGCCCUAUGCAGGGAUCAGGAACGGGCCGGACCGGACUGGUAAUACACCCCAGUACCUCUCGCCGUGCCUCCACACUUUCCCUCUCCUCUGUGACCAGUGGCCCCCUUAACCUGGCGGCCUCCUCUUCACACCCGCUGGACCGCUCCAUCGCGGCCUCCUGCUGCCCCGUCGUCCACGUCGUGAGCCCCCCCCUAAAAAUGUUCUGGGGUUCUCUCCUCCCCGUGGACCAGGCCUCCCUAGCUCUCGCCAGACUCUCGAUCCAUUGCUUCAUAGACCAGCCUCUCUCCUCUUCGCUUAGCGUGGCCCAGCCGAAACUCCUACUCCCCUGAUCCCAGGUCCUUCCUCUCUCCUCUUCACGCUGCUUGGUCCAUUCUUGGUGGUUUCUUCUGUCACGUUCGCUUAAGGAGGAGGACCAAUGCGCAGCGUUGAAUGCGUACAUAUUAUUUAUUACACAGAUCACCCGAUCAAAACAACGAACGAAACGUGAAGUCCUUCGAUACACACAAACCAAAAGGAACAAGAAACCACAACACAAAGUGAAAAGACCGAUAGUUAAAUAUGGCUCCCAAUCAGAGACAACCAGCUGACACUCGUUGCCUCUGAUUGGGAGUCACUCAGGCCAACAUAGAUCUACAAAACAUAGACUUACACACCCUGGCUCAACAUAACAUAGUCCCCAGAGCCAGGGCGUGACAACCAAUAUCUGGUGCUACCAUAACAACUUCCCCAAAUCCUCCAAUCAUCGAGGGGAAUUCUGUCACCUUAACAUGUGAUGCUUCUGGCUCCAUCAUCAGCAGAGAGUGGAUGAUGGUUGGUCAGCCUCUGUAUUCUGGUGACAAUAUCAUCUUCUCUGAGAAUAACAGAGUGCUGUUUAUAAACUCUGCGAAUAGAACAGACAGUGGAGAAUACCUGUGUGGAGUCAGCAACCCUGUCAGCUCUAAAAAUGCCAGUGACACUGUGAAUGUAAUCUGUAAGUACUUCCCUAUAAGCCUGGGGAUAAAUGUACCAGAUAAAUGUAUCAACUGUACCAUCAAUAGGUGCACAUUAAAAAAAUGUAACAAUGAA
Molecule: messenger RNA, 10249 nt
Organism: Coregonus sp. 'balchen'
Lineage: Eukaryota; Metazoa; Chordata; Actinopteri; Salmoniformes; Salmonidae
Source: the annotation of a GenBank genome assembly